Ipomoea triloba (trilobed morning glory) is the source of this 1092-nucleotide messenger RNA. RefSeq names its product proteasome subunit beta type-5-B-like. The transcript is spliced from 8 exons. Lineage: Eukaryota; Viridiplantae; Streptophyta; Magnoliopsida; Solanales; Convolvulaceae. Gene Ontology annotation, molecular function: threonine-type endopeptidase activity. Gene Ontology annotation, cellular component: proteasome core complex. The record is from RefSeq and is a predicted model, not a curated record. Bases 125 to 946 code for a protein of 273 amino acids.
CGAAAUCGGGUUAGAAUCCCUUUUAUGCCAGAGUGUAGCGCAAGAAAUCACUUGUUCAUAUUCGCCGAUUGUCCCUUAGGUUGUGUCGACAUCUUCGUUUUAUUCUCGAUAUUUGGUCGUAACAAUGGUGAGAAUUGAUUUUAGUGGGCUCGAAUCAACUGCUCCGAUUCGCGGUGAGAGUUCCGAGUUGUUUGAGGAGAUUCCAAGAGCCCCAUCUUUUCAGAUUCCAAAUAUUGCUGAUUUUGAUGGAUUUCAGAGGGAUGCGAUCCGAAUGGUGAAGCCGGCUAAAGGAACCACCACUUUAGCUUUUAUUUUUAAGGAGGGUGUGAUGGUGGCAGCUGAUUCUCGUGCCAGCAUGGGAGGGUAUAUAUCGUCACAGUCUGUGAAGAAGAUAAUUGAAAUAAAUCCCUAUAUGCUUGGUACAAUGGCAGGAGGGGCAGCUGAUUGCCAGUUCUGGCACAGGAAUCUUGGUGUAAAGUGUCGUCUCCAUGAACUGGCAAAUAAAAGAAGAAUUUCAGUUGCUGGAGCUUCCAAGUUGUUGGCAAACAUUCUAUAUUCUUACCGCGGAAUGGGCUUGUCUGUUGGAACUAUGAUUGCUGGCUGGGAUGAAAAGGGUCCAGGACUCUAUUAUGUGGAUAGUGAAGGUGGACGACUAAAGGGAAACAGAUUCUCUGUGGGAUCUGGUUCUCCAUAUGCUUAUGGAGUUCUUGAUAAUGGGUACCGGUUUGAUUUGUCUGUUGAAGAAGCUGCAGAGUUGGCUAGGCGGUCUAUUUAUCAUGCAACGUUCCGUGAUGGAGCUAGUGGAGGUGUUGCCAGUGUUUACCAUGUUGGGCCAAAUGGAUGGAAGAAACUGUCGGGUGAUGAUGUUGGAGAGCUUCACUACCAUUACUACCCAGUUGAAGCAGCAGCAGUGGAGCAUGAAAUGACCGAAGUGCCCAUUGCUUGAACUGAUCCUUUUCUCUUCCCGAACUGUGUGAACUGAUCCUUUUUUAGAGAACAAGAUUGAGAAGUGAAUUUUUCUACUUUUUUUUUUUAAAAAAAAAAGUCUUAAACUUAUUCGACUCUUUUUAGUUAAGAGAUUAAAUUGCACUA